This is a messenger RNA of Oryza brachyantha (malo sina), 1610 nucleotides long. Its product is annotated as protein LOW PSII ACCUMULATION 3, chloroplastic. Bases 111 to 1259 code for a protein of 382 amino acids. NCBI's taxonomy places the organism in Eukaryota, Viridiplantae, Streptophyta, Magnoliopsida, Poales, Poaceae. The transcript is spliced from 12 exons. The record is from RefSeq and is a predicted model, not a curated record.
UGGUGGCCUCGAGCGCGCGCGACUCGCGUGGAUUGCUGCGGUGUGGUGGCGGUGCAGCGGCGUUCGUCUCCUCACCUCUCGUCCACUCGUCGUCGCCGGCGAGGCCAGCCAUGGCGUCGCCCGCGCCCGCGCCUCUCUCCGGCGCCCGUCCCCUCCACCUGCGCCCUCCGGCGCCGCGCUGCCUGUGCGGCGGCCAGCCGCCGUCGCCGGUCGUGUCGCGCUUGCGCCGGCUUGGGGUGUUCGACCGGCGCCGCGCCGCGACCCGCUGCUCGCCGCGCGCGGAGGCCGGGGACGUGGAGGCGCAGGCGCUCAGGGCGGGGGUCUCCGUGUACAAGCCGCGCUCCUACGAGGUGCUCGUCUCCGACGCCGCCCGCUCCCUCGCCUGCGCCAUCGACGAGGGCAAGACCCGCCUCGAGGUCGAGUUCCCGCCUCUGCCCAGCAACAUCUCAUCUUACAAGGGCUCAUCGGACGAGUUCAUUGACGCCAACAUCCAGCUUGCACUUGCUGUUGCUAGAAAACUCAAGGAGCUCAAGGGGACUAGGUCUUGUAUAGUGUUUCCUGACCAACCAGAAAAGCGCAGGGCAUCACAGCUGUUCGGGACAGCUAUAGACUCGAUUGAGAGUGUUACUGUUGGUUCCCUGGAUGAUGUGCCUUCUGGACCUGUUAAUAAUUUCUUCAAAUCCAUAAGAGAUACCCUGGAUUUUGACUUUGCUGAAGAUAACGAAGAUCGAUGGAAAUCUGAUGAACCACCAUCGCUAUAUAUCUUCAUCAACUGCAGCACACGUGACCUUUCAUCUAUAGAGAAGUAUGUGGAUCAGUUUGCCUCAUCUGUCCCAGCCCUUCUCUUUAAUCUUGAACUAGAUACCUUGCGUUCUGAUUUGGGGCUUCUUGGAUUCCCACCAAAAGAUUUGCAUUACAGAUUUCUUUCCCAGUUUACCCCAGUAUUUUAUAUCAGGCAACGUGACUACUCUAAGACAAUUGCAGUCACUCCAUAUAUCGUGAACUACAGUGGUGCGGUAUUCCGCCAAUACCCAGGGCCAUGGCAAGUCAUGCUUAAACAGGCCGACGGUUCUUAUGCAUGUGUUGCAGAGAGUGCAGCACGGUUCACUUUGGGACAGGCUAAGGAAGAACUCUUGAGAGUUCUUGGUUUGCAAGAAGAAGAAGGAAGCUCACUUGAAUUCCUCAGAAGAGGAUACAAGAAUGCUACUUGGUGGGAAGAGAAUGUGGAUCAGGAGAAAUCGUCAGCAUGGCGAACUUGAGGCCCUGCUGCUGGAGUGCUGGCUGAUCGAGUCAUUGGGUGCCGAUCAGAUUUGAGAGUUCAAACAGGCACAGAAACAAAUGGUUCUCUGAAAUCGCAGAAAGGCAGAGCCAAGGCGCCAAGGAUGCAAUUGUACAUUUGUGCUUGUGUAUGUUACGCUAUGUGAGUAAUAGGCACCGAGGGUUUUGAGAAGAAUUUUGGUUUUCUUCCUUUUUCCUGUAAGUAAUAUAUGUUGUACUCUGGCUCAUUGAAGCAUGAAGCAACUCCACUCCUUUUUUUUCUUUGAUGAGAGGAAGAUAUAUAACUUCCAAUUACCAGUGCCUCAUUGCUUCAUGUGCACACAACUUUCCAU